Messenger RNA from Papilio polytes (common Mormon), 4793 nucleotides. RefSeq lists its product as uncharacterized. The transcript has 7 exons. Gene Ontology annotation, molecular function: RNA binding; SH3 domain binding. Gene Ontology annotation, cellular component: cytosol; membrane. The record is from RefSeq and is a predicted model, not a curated record. Lineage: Eukaryota; Metazoa; Arthropoda; Insecta; Lepidoptera; Papilionidae. Bases 160 to 4683 code for a protein of 1507 amino acids.
CGCAUUAUUUUGUCUGUCGUGUUUUUAUUCAGCGGGACAUUGAUCAAACUUGUUUAUUUGAUUAUAUUUUUCACUUUAUCCUAAAACGAAUUAUUAAAUAGCUCUCAAAGUGAUAAUAGCAUAAUUAAUUAUUGUGUAAUAUGCAGUAACAGUGAAAUCAUGAGACGAGGUCAUACUGGGAUCGGUGGAUGGCGAAAUGAAAACACUAGACAUUUUAGGCCUCGAGGAGGUGGGAAUCAACAAUUUAGACCUAGAGACUACCAACCAGUAGAUGUACCCAGAUUCUCGCCACCAAUUACUAGAGGGUUUAGACCACCUCAAUUUGCAUCAAGGUUAAGUCAUAUAACUGAUAACUUUCCUGGAAGUAAUAGAAACAAAUCUAGAUAUAUAAGCAGAAAUAAUGUUAAUAGAACAUAUGAUACACAUAACGAAAGGCAAGUGUUUCAACAACCAAAACAUUAUUCACAUAGUGAGUUGACUAGUCCAACGAAGAGGAAUAAAGAUUCCAAUGUUUAUGACAACAGUAACCAAAGUAAUACAUGUCAUAUAAAUAGCCAUGGAGAUAUUGAUCUUAGGCAGCCAAGUGCAAAUACCAGUCGUCUAGGCCACAGACAGCAUUCAUUUACACCGUGGGCACAUCCCCCAGAACAUAAACUACAUCACUAUGAUGAAAGAGUUCAAAGUAGGCAGUAUAAGUAUACUGAAGAUGUAAAUAAGUUGCCUUAUCCAGGCCACAGACCACCUUCAUCCGACCAUUAUGGAGGUAAUCCAACCUCUAUUAUAGAAAAUUCAAAAACUUAUAACCGAACAGUAGAUGAUACUGUUAAUAUUAUAAGAAAAAGAAUAUUAGACAGAAAUGAAUCUCUACAUAUGCCUGAUAAUGUUAAUAUUGAUAAUUCUAACAACAAUUCUUUUCAUCCAGAAGAGUCUUUUGGUAAUUUUUAUGAUGUACAUCAAGAGCAACCCAUACGAAGAAGGAUCCAAAGACAAAAACAAAAGAACAAAUCAAAUUGUGACAAAAUAAAAAAUAAAAUAGUCCAUCAAUUAUUUAAAAUGGACAAAGAAAAAAUACACAAGUUAAUGGACAAUCCAAAUUCUUCUUCAAAAUUUGAAUAUGCUAUAAGCAGUCUUAUAACAGAGUCUCAAAAUAGCUACAAUCGUCAUUUGCGAUCAGUCGCUGAAAAGUCAUUGUGUGCUACUAGUACAGAAUUCAUACAAGAUGACCACAACACUAUUUAUGAGGAUACAUUUUUGAAACAAAUGCAAUGUAUCCUGGAUCCCCAGGAUACAGUAUUUCUUGAGGACAUUAAACCAUUUGUAAUGGCUGAGCUUUCCAAAGUUUUAAAUUUAGAUGAUUUUGAACAGCAACACAUAGAUAGUGAAAGUUCCAGUCAUACUAAUACUGAACAAUUUGGUUAUGAUGAGUAUCCCUCAAGUUCAACUAAUUACGAAAAUUAUUUACAAGAAUAUUCAGAUAUACCAAUAGAACAUCAAGGAAAUUCUCAUUACCAAGAACCUGAAAUGCAAAGAAUGAAUAAAAUCUCCAAAAACUAUGAUUUAGAUGUUAGAAGAAAUAAUACAUCUUAUAAGCCUAAUUUUGGACCAAGACAAAGAGCAAAAAGUUGCUCUUACAAUGAGGAUAGAGGUCCGGUGACCGAAACUGUCCGAUUUGCUAGACAUAGUCUGGACAAUAAAUCAAAUGAUACAUAUAAAGUUGAGGAUGUUCCAGUUUUGUUUGACCCAAACUCAAAAAGUUUAUCAGAAGAUGAAGAUCCCUUUGCUGAAUUGGACAAUCAGUAUCAUGUUGCUGUGGAUCCCAAUUUCCUUGCUGAUGAUACUUCAAAUUCACAACUCUCACAACGAGACAGCUCGGCUCAACCAAUGUUUGAUAACAGCUUUGCCUGUGGUACAGAGAAUAAAACUGAUAAUGUAAAGCAGGAAAUUGACAGUCAAAUUCUUAACAUUGCGAAAUCACCAUUAAAACUUAAUGUAAAAAACAAUGUUAAUGACAUUAGUGAGAGAGAAAAUAUAAACUCCAAUAUUAAUCAAAAUACAGAUAAACAAUCGGUAAGUUCGACAGAUUAUUUGAAUUCAUUCACCGUCAAUGAAAUUUGUGUUCCCGGUGAAAAUAAUGUAAGUACAGAAUCAAAGACAUCUCAUACCAGUUCUACUUCAAAAUCAAUAAGAUCAUCUAAUUCACGGAAAAGACCCAUUGACCAACAAUCAUCACAUCGUAAAGAAAAACGAAAAAAAACAAACGAUCCCCCUGACCAAAAGAGGAAAAAAGAUAGUAGAAAUGUCACCAAUGUGCCUGCAAAAAGAGCUGAACCACAGAUUCAAACUGAAAAAAAAGCGCAUAAAACAAAAUUUUUGUCAAAUAAAGGUGACAGAGUAAAAGUUAGUGAAAAAGGAUAUUCGAAUAAGUAUGUUAGACGGAAAAAUAGAAAUAAAUCUGAAAAACAUACUAGUGAAUCCAGAAAAAAGAAUACACCUACACCAUCAAGUCAUUCCAGUUUAGCUGUCCCUAAUAAUACGGUUACCAAUAGUCCGCCUAAAACGGAUCCCAAAAAUACGCUUAAAACUAUAGAUAUGUUUAUACAAAAACCAAAGAAAGUAAUUAUUCAUCAGGCUCAUCGAAACACUGCGGUGGUACCGAGUAUAAAACAUGCAUCCAGUAGUGAAAAAGAUGACCGUAAAAAAAAGGACGCGACUCGUAAAAUAUUACAGCGUGACGCCACAACUCAAGUUCAUACUGAACUAGUGUCGAAAAAUACACAAACAACUCUAGAUGUAAUUUGUACUAGAUGUUCCCAGUCUGAGGACACCAUAAUAGUGGAAAAACACCAAAUGGAUCCUGCGCACAUAGCAACAGAGCCUGUUCAAUCAUUAAAUCCUUUAGCGAGAAUGAAGGAAAUAGAUUUACAAAUCCAGAAUUUAGUAGAAGAGAAAUUAAAAUUGUAUAGAUCAUUAGGAAUAAAUGAACCAAGUGAAGACUCCAUACAAUCAUUAGGAAUAGCUCUUUUAAACAUGCCUGAAAUUGAGGAGGAAAGUAAAGACGAAGAAGUUGAGAAAGAUUGUCUAGAUUUUCCUGAAGUUAUAGAGGAAGUUGUAGAUAUACCCAUUAGUGAUCUGGUAGUAUUAGCGAAUGAAAAUGCAAAUGAAGUACACAGUGAACCACAUAGUGAAGCAAUUAACGAUAGUGAUAACAGUAUUGAGCCAUCAAAAGGUAGAAAACUCACUCGUCGACAAAUGUCAUUGCAAGAAAGAAAAAAAUCCAUCGGACCAAGGUUGACAAAGAAAGUCAAAAAAGACAAAUCACCAAAUAUUUCCCUUAUAGAACAGAUUCUCAAGGAUGAUCGACCACUUGAAGAAAUAAUAACAUUAGACGAUUUCGAGAAACCUAUGAAAACAAGGAGGAAAUCACAAAGGGUACAAAGAACAAAGAAAAAGAUUAUUAAAACACCAAGUGAACCUAUAAAUUUAAAUGAUCUUAAUAUAAUUGAAAUUAGGGAUUGCUCUGUAGUAUUAGUUAAGGAAGAUUUGGAUAAGCUCUUGGCAGAAUAUAACACGAAAUCUUCCGAGGAAGAAGUAAUGCAGUAUGAGUCAUUAGAAUGUGCGAGUUUUGUUGAAGCUGUAGAAAUUCCAGAUAAAGAAAAUUCUGAUAUUCAACUUGACAUGCUAGAUGUAUCAGAAGAUAUAAUCAUUGAUAAUAAUUACGAAGAGAAAUCAGCACAAGAUAAAGAGUUAGAGAUAGCAGAGGUUUCGAUAAGCGAAGAAGUCAUACUAGGUGACAGUCAGUCAAGUGAAGAUUCAUUAAUACCAACGCAGAGUGGGGAGAAUGAAUGCAAAACGUUUGAUUUCGCAGCUGACGAAAAUUUACGUCGUGACUCAAUAAAUGUCACGGGGCAAGCUGAUGCUGUUCUUGCUAUUGAAUGUAUAGACAAUAAUUUCGUGGCAGCGUGUUUGGAUGGAAAUGUGUAUUACUUCAGUGGUGAUGGUCAACUUAUUAAUACAUUGAAGGGAUCAAACUUAGCUGUUACUUGUCUAACAAUUGUUAAGGAUAAAUAUGAAACUACAAUUUAUACAGGCUCUUUAGACUCUAGAAUACGUUACUAUGACCUGGAGACAGGAAUUGAAAAGGGACCUGAAUGUAAUGUUCUUAGUCCGAUACAGACAAUGGACCGAGCUUGGGACACCGUCUUUGUGGGAACUAGGACUGGAUUCGUUUUGCAAUUUGAGUGUAAGAAUAACAUGCUGAUACCGGUUAGUACAGUAAAAUUCUCUGACCAAUCUAUACUGGCUCUACGAGCGAUGAAAGAAGGACCUCGUAAGGUACUUCUAGUAGCAUCAAGGGCUGAGAAUGUUACAAUAAAAGAUGCACAAACUGGACUUUUGUUGAGAACACUUGAAGGCCCCAAGAUGACAGUCUACACCCUUCUGUAUGAAGACGGCAAGGUCUACUGUGGUACCAGCAAUCAUCAGAUACAAGUCUUUGAUUAUACAGUAAGUAGUCUACUAUUCAUAAGGGAGGGCGCGCCGCGGCCCCUCGCGCAGAUUCGAGGCCCCGGCCUCAUGCUGCUCUCACUGGCUAUACUCGGCACCAAGAUAAUCGCCGGUUUCAAGGACAGAAGUCUAUGUAUAUGGAAAAUCCCACUAAGCAUACUCCAAGAGAUGAUUUUAUAAGUUUAAAUAUAAUAUGUAUUGUAGUUUCCCGUUGAUUGUUAACGUUAGUCCAUAUUGUGGAAUUAUUUUGUUAUUAAAACCUGUUUACUUUGUAUAUAAUAAAUCUUUAG